AUGAAGCUCCUGCGUCAUCUCUGUGCUCUGGCGCUGGGCUCCUAUUUCUCCUCCGCUUUGGGGGCCCCUUACGACAUUGGAUCAUUCUCGGGUCAUUCCAAGGAUGGGCGUGCUUUGCAAGACAUCGUUACCUGGGACGAGGACUCUUUCUUCGUCCGGGGCGAGCGGGUCUUUCUGUUGACCGGCGAAUACCAGCCCUUCCGGCUUCCCGUACCCAGCCUUUGGAUCGACAACUUCCAGAAGAUCAAGGCUGCAGGCUUUAACGCUGUAUCCUUCUACACCUACUGGCCUCUUUACGAGGGAAAGCCCGGCGAAUUCACCGCAGAGGGCGUCUUUGCGCUUGACAAGUGGUUUCAGGCCGCCAAAGACGCCGGUAUCUACCUCAUCGCCAGGCCGGGCCCCUACAUCAACUCCGAGACCUCGGGAGGUGGUUUCCCGGGCUGGGUGCAGCGCGUCAAGGGGGAGAAUGGCACGCUCCGCACAAACAAGGGCGAUUUCCUUUUGGCCACUCAGAACUACGUCGGAAACAUGGGCAAGAUCAUCGCCGACGCUCAGAUCACCAAUGGUGGCCCUGUCAUUCUCGUGCAGCCUGAGAACGAGUACUCAGAGUUUCGUGGAAACGAGGCAGGCCCCGACGGCGAGUACAUGCAGCAUGUCAUCGACCAAUACCGGGGCGCCGGCAUCGUAGUCCCAUUCAUCAAUAACGAUGCUUUCGACAAUGGCUUCAACGCUCCAGGUACCGGAACAGGCGAGAUGGACAUCUACGGCUUCGACAGCUAUCCCAUUGGCAAUGGCUGUUGGAACCCCUAUGAGUGGCCGGCCAACCAGCUCAAGACUGGAUACUGGCAGCAGCAUCUGAACGUCAGCGCCGGCACUCCUCACGCCAUUCCCGAGUUUCAGGGUGGCGCCGGCGCCGGGUGGGACGUGAGCGUUAACUAUGAUGUCUGCGCUCAGUCGGUCAAUGAGCAAUUUGGUAGGGUGGUCUACAAGAACAACUACGCUGCUGCCGUGAAGCUUAUGAACCUGUACAUGACGGCUGGAGGCACCAACUGGGGCAACAUCGGAUCACCUCACUCAGGAACCAGCUACGAUGUCGGCUCUAUGAUACGGGAAGAUCGAACCUUGAACCGUGAGGCGUACUCAUCGAUGAAGCUGCAAGGCCAGUUCUUCAGGGUGACGCCGGCCUACCUCACCUCACGACCCCUCCAAGCAAGCACCCAAUACACCAACGACUCAGCGCUGACCGUUACUCCUCUGGUCAACCCAGACGACGACACGGGUCUCUUUGUCUUACGUCACUCGGCCUAUGAGAGCAUGGCGAUUACCCCCUACACGCUAUCCGUUCCUUCUAGCAGGGGCAACCUCACCAUCCCUGCACUAGGCGGUUCCUUGCUUCUCAACGGUCGCGACUCCAAGAUCCACGUCGUUGACUACGACCUGGGUGGCGAGAAGCUUCUGUACUCAUCUGGCGAGGUCCUGACUUGGAAGAAGUACGAUGGCAACAAGAGAGUCCUCGUCUUGUACGGCGGUCCCCAAGAGACGCAUGAGGCAUCUAUCGUUAGCAACAGCACUAUUGAGGUUCUCGAGGGACCCAAGCCUCAGAUCGAGCAGAAGAACGGUCUCAGUACAUUCCAAUGGCAGAUUUCAUCUGCCCGAUCUGUCCUCAAGAUUGGAAACACCUUUGUUUACCUUUUGGAUCGCAACGAGGCUUACAAGUACUUCAUCCCUCUCCUGCCCUCUCCGGAACGCGGUGCCUACGGUACUACAGAAACCAACGCCGAUGCGGUCAUCGUGAAGGCCGGAUACCUCGUUCGCAGCGCUGAGGCCUCACGCGAUUCUGGCGUUCUGUCGCUUGCGGCCGACUUCAACGGAACCACUACUGUUGAGGUCAUCGGCGCGCCCGGCUGGGUCCAGCAGCUCAACAUCAAUGGCGAGAAGGUGGACGCCGUUCGUAACAGCAUCGGCAACCUGGAGAUCAUCAUUAACUACGAGACGCCGACGCUCAAUUUGCCUGACUUGAGCUCCGUGGAUUGGAAGUACGCCGAUUCUCUCCCCGAGAUCACGGCCGGCUACGAUGACUCGAUGUGGCCUUCUGCAAACCAUCAAACCUGGAACAACCAGGCUGCACCCCAAUACAUUCCAUUCGUUCUCGCGGGAAGCGAGUACGGGUUUCACUCCGGCUACUUAGUCUACAGGGGUCAUUUCACUGCUAGAGGCAACGAGACCAAGCUUGACCUCACAACAGCUGGGGGCAUGGCUUAUAGCCACUCAGUAUGGCUGGACGAGACCUACAUAGGGUCCUGGGAAGGCAGCCCUUGGGACAAGACGAAGCAAACGUCGUAUUCCCUUCCGAAUCUGGAGGCCGGCGUCGAGCACGUCCUUACCGUCGUGGUAGACAACCACGGGCAGGAGGGUAACUUCCAGGUCGGCGUCGACGACAUGAAAUCUCCACGCGGUAUCAUCAAUUACUCCUUAGGGGGCACCGAGGUUAACUGGAAGAUCACUGGCAACCUCGGCGGGGAGGAUUACAAGGACAGGGCGCGCGGUCCCCUCAACGAGGGUGGCAGCUACGCGGAACGCCAGGGCUGGCAUCUUCCUCAGCCGCCUUCACAGGAUUGGAAUGUAGGUAAUCCGUUGAAGGACGAAAUGAAAGCAGGCAUCCGUCUGUACACGACUGAGUUCGACCUGAACGUCCCCGAAGGUUGGGAUGUCCCUCUUGAUGUCGUGUUCAGCAGGGCUGCAGACGUCAACUUCAGUGUUCACUUGUUUGUGAAUGGCUGGCAGUUUGGCAAGUUUCUGGGUCGAUGGGGUGCCAUGGACUACUUCCCCGUGCCGGAGGGUAUUUUGAACUAUCGCGGGAAGAACACCAUCGCCAUAACGUCCUGGUCGCAGGCAAAGGAGGUGGAGCCCAUGGGUCUGAAGGGUAUCCAGCUUCGCGCCGGGACACCUGUGAUUUCUAGCCGUUCCAAGGUCGAUCUUGUCGAGUCUCCCAGCUGGGAGAAGCGCGAGGGAGCCUACUAA
Molecule: messenger RNA, 3021 nt
Organism: Colletotrichum karsti
Lineage: Eukaryota; Fungi; Ascomycota; Sordariomycetes; Glomerellales; Glomerellaceae
Exons: 1
Coding region: 1-3021 (1006 amino acids)
Biological process (GO): carbohydrate metabolic process
Cellular component (GO): vacuole
Molecular function (GO): beta-galactosidase activity
Source: RefSeq, a predicted model, not a curated record